Molecule: messenger RNA, 2667 nt
Organism: Pyrus x bretschneideri (Chinese white pear)
Lineage: Eukaryota; Viridiplantae; Streptophyta; Magnoliopsida; Rosales; Rosaceae
Product: telomere-associated protein RIF1-like
Exons: 7
Coding region: 257-643 (128 amino acids)
Biological process (GO): telomere maintenance
Cellular component (GO): nucleus
Source: RefSeq, a predicted model, not a curated record
UUUCCGUGCUAUGGCGCGAAAAGACUCCCAAUUCCAAAAAUCCAGUGCGAUAUUAGGGUUUCACCUCACAUGCUACCGGUAGUCUGGUCACUGCUGCUUCCUCUCCCCCACCGCAACGAUUUCCGGAUUUUCAGACCAGCUUGAAGAAAUCAGGGGUCUGAUUUCUUCAGCCGCCACCAAAGCAAACAAGUCGUUCGCCUACUCCACCCUCUUACACCUCCAGCAGCAAUCCUCCGACCGUCACGAUUCAAUUCAAAUGCUUGCGCGGAGCUGCCGGAGCCUCAUCCGUCCGACCGUCGCCGUUGUUCGGAACAAUGACGAAGAAAUUGCAACUCAGGCAUUGGAAUGCUUGGGCUUCAUGAUAUAUCAUCCGUCCAUCGUCGCCGAAAUCGCAGCGGAUGAUGUCAAAUUUGUUUUAGAUUCACUGGCAAAGCUCAUUACAACCACAAAAAUGAAGUCUGUUUGCAAUUUCGGGGUGUGGUGCAUAUCUAUCCAACAAUUGAGUACACCACUUUUAGCUGCCCCUUUCCAUUCUCUUUUGCUUGCAAUUGUUCAUGCCAUUGACAAUCCUAUCAGUUCUUUGUCGACUACUUUUGAGGCUAUUCAGGCUGUUAUCGCAUAUAUGGGCUCCUUCAGUAUAUAGAAGACUCCUUAGCUCUGAUAAGAGGGAGAGGGAUAUGUCAGAGAGGUGUUUAUUGAACACUAGGUCUACAAUAUUACCCCCCCUGCUAAAUCUUUCCUAGGCAGUUGUCAAAGAUUUGAAGCCAAGGUUGCUUACUGGGAUGCACCACAUGCUAACCAGUGGCUUGAAGGUUCAAACUAUUCAAGCAUGGGGAUGGUUUAUCCGCUUACUGGGAUCUCGUGCCUUGAAGAACAGGCAGUUAAUUAAUCAGAUGCUAAAAAUUCCCGAGCAGACAUUUUCAGAUCAUGACUCACAAGUUCAAAUUGCUUCACAAGUUGCCUGGGAAGGUCUUAUUGAUGCCCUUGUUCACCCUACCAUGAUAUUACCCUUUGAGACAAAUGUGACAAAAAAGGACAAUGGUAUGGAACAAAUAGGAACAUGCAAAGGAAACGGUAGUGAAAUUCAAAAAGAGGGAUACUUGAAAAGCACAAAGCUCAUUAUGACGCCACUGAUAGGCAUCAUGCCGACUAAAUGUGAUGUAUCUGUUCACUUAGCUUGCUUGAACACGUGGUGUUAUUUAUUGCAUAAACUUGAUACCUCUCUCAGUGAUUCUUCUAUCAUCAGAAUGGUACUAGAGCCAGUUGUUGAGGCAGUUUUUCAAGUUGAUCCUGAUAGUAAGAGCAUCUGGGCCAGGAAUCUGUGCAUAGAUUUGCUUAAUGUUUUCAUAUUGGCAAAAUGUAAAGAUAUAGAUUAUGACUCACUUAAUCAAGUGAACCAUCAGUUAUUGGGCAAAACCUCUAGGAUUGCUCCCUUUGUAUCUGGAAGUUUCUCUUGGAAGCAUUGUGCCAUCAAAUGGUUUCCAUGGGAUCUGAGUCUUUUAGACUUCCAUUUAAAGAUGAUCUACAUUCUUAUCUGUCAAGCGUCAAGGGAAACUGUCUCCCACGAUAACAGGAUUUCAGCUGCGGAUGCCUCCUUAAGGUUAUUUAGAUCUGUUUUCAAAGGAGUUCAGUUGGAGUUGAAAAGGUCGUCUAUCAGUUAUGAUAAUAUUAUGUUUUGUUUGAAUGCAAUAUUGAAGUUCGUAAAAAAUACUUGUGAAAAAGUUAUUUCAGAUUGUAGUGACAGAAAUGACUUACAUCACAUAUCGCUUCAGUUGGUGGAGGCUGUCUGUGCGGAGAUUGAACAUACUAUAGUGGGAUUCCCUAUUUACAGGGUGCCAUUUCACCAAUGGUUUAUUUAAGUGUACUUUACUUCUGCUUAGUGGUUCAGUCAACAAUGACCGAACCGAAAACAGACAUCAAUCUUCAGAGAAUGCAGAAUUAUUUCAAAUAUCUGUUAUCAAUGUUUGAUCCCCUGGAAAGCCUAGUUGUCACUACUGGAUUAUUGUACAAGCACAGUGGUCCUAGCUGCUUAAGGAUGUGGAUUGCAGUGGCAGAAGGUUUGAAGUUCUACAUUGAUGAUAUGAAGGAUUUUUCGUCAUUGAAAAUGGAGUCUGACUGCAAAUGUUGUUUUGCCAUGUGCGAUCUGUUGUCCUAUCCACUAGUUGUAUGCUCCUGUACUCCGAAAUACUUUAUGUCUGCAGACCUUGGAAGCCCCGCAAAAGAAUCUCAUGCUUCACAUCACAUACAGGUUGAGCUUGAACAAGUUAUCACACUCUGGAUGUCCCUCUAUUGCUCUCUCUGCACCUCAAUAUCUGGGUGUUUCAUUGGCGGCAGUUUCUUUGAGGAUCUAUUUUCAAUAUUGGAUAGGUGCCUUGAAAAGUUUGCUAGCAUGCUGUUGUGUGCUGAUGAGUAUGUCAUAAAAUUCAAUGAUCUGGCUCUUCAUCGCAUUUCCUCAUAUGGCGAUGUGUUGAUAUGUAUUUGAUCAAUUGUACGUAUUUGAUCAAUUGUACAAGAGUUUGUAGAUAGUAUAUUUGAGCAGUUUCACUAUGAAACACCGGCUAGUAAUCUUAUAAAGAAGACAAUGUGAACGACAAGAGACGACUUCUUUCUAUAUCUAUUAUUGAGCUAUCCAACUAUUUGUGGAAGAGACCACUUUGUUUGGUUUGA